This is a messenger RNA of Theileria equi strain WA, 2766 nucleotides long. RefSeq lists its product as hypothetical. The transcript has a single exon. NCBI's taxonomy places the organism in Eukaryota, Apicomplexa, Aconoidasida, Piroplasmida, Theileriidae. Gene Ontology annotation, molecular function: lipase activity. The record is from RefSeq and is a predicted model, not a curated record. Gene Ontology annotation, cellular component: membrane. The coding region runs from base 1 to 2766 and encodes 921 amino acids.
AUGAAGAUUCUGGUGAUUCUCCUCUUCCUUCUAUUUUAUGGGAAAGUUAUAGCCUCGAUUACAGGGUCAAAGAAUUCUCCGGCGAAGACUACCGGAGUUACUCUGGACAUAAAUGACCCGGACCUUUCCACUUUUGAAACGUUUAAUCUAAAGCCACACAAUAUAGAGACACCCUUAUAUACAGCAAAGCCUGGGUAUUUUAUAGAAAAGGUGGUAGAAGGAAACACUACCAUCUGUGAGUGUUUUCCAAAGGGAGCACUUGUCAAAGUCACACACUGUAUUAGAAAAGACCUAUUUGAUAUUAUCCAUGUAUAUACUAUCGAUUUAAAUGGUACAAAGAAUGUCUACUAUUUUUAUAAGGAUGGUAAGUGGUCUUCUCUCAAAGAAGAGGAAUUCUAUGACCACUUUAAUGCUCUGUCAAUCAUUAACCAUGAUUUUGAUGACAAGGUAUUUAGCCUUAGUGGAACCAAGAGUGACUGGAACUUUUAUAUAAAUGAAUCGCCAAAGUCCCCCUUUGCAGUUUACGGAACCAGAAGUACGACUAGGGUAUCAGAAAUUAAGACCAAAAGCCGUAGUGGUACCACAAUAUGGAAGAGAGAGAAGGAUGAAUGGUGUACCAAACUCACUCUUUAUCCCAGAGCUGGAGACCAUAAACUCCUUUGGAUAGUCACCAAGGAUCCUUAUGAGAAUGAGAACAUCCUCUACUACUCCAAGAUGAGUGGAUCAUGGAAAUCUGUUGACAAGAAUGGGUAUCUGGAAGACUUAGCCAAGGCUGGAUUUGACAGGUCAACCUUCAAUGAUAGGGUUACCCUGGACAUAUCCAACGUUGACGACCAACUCUUCUUCAUUGACAAAUACCAAGUUGACAUUAUAGUAGAAAACAGACACCAUGUUCUUCCGGGAUUUAGAAUGAACAAGGUAGUUCAGGGUAAGGAUAUCAUCUGGGAGUCUUCAGAUGACAGGUUCUCUAUCCACUUUAGAUUUAAUGAAAGAGGACCAAAAAUUUCGCUGGGUGUCCUAUUUACCACGAAUACCAAAAAGGAGAAUAAAAUCAUUUACCUCAGAAAAAUGAGUGGAAAGUGGGUGACUAUCACAAAGGAUGAAUACGAGGACAUUUUGGCCGGUAGGAAUAAUCCAAUUUACACUCACAAGGGUGACGGAAAAAUCAUAAUGAGCAGUUUUAAGAAUAAGCAAGGUAUAAAGAUUGCAACAUAUGCCUCCAGAGUUGAAGAUGCCAAAGCAGUCUUCCUUCUCUCAUUAGACGUUGUGUUCGUGGAGGAUUUACAAGUGAUUUUUCUCACAUUUAACAUGGACUGGAACUAUGAGCGUUAUGGCUUCGAGAUAUUCCCCUAUUGCAGUAUUUUUGAUGAACCAGUAACUGUCAAGAAGGUAUCAAAUGCAGAACGCUAUAGAUCUUACUUUGAGUACAAGACCCUAGAAGGAAUGAACCCGCUAGAUAUUCUUCACAGGUCUCAGUAUAAGGGCACAUUCAUAGAGGCUCUUAAUAGGCUUGGAUAUAACGUCUACUGUUAUGACCAUCAGUCACAUGGCUUUUCCGAAUCCAAGACUGAACGAAGAUGUCAUACCGAGCAAUUCAUGGAUUAUAUUUAUGAUCUCUUGCAAUUCAUUAGCAUUGUAAAGAGAGAUAAAUUUGGAGAUACUUCUCAGACCUGGGAUGAUAAGUUAGUCUUCAAUAGCCAUGAGGCAGGCAGAAAGAUCCUUCUCCUUGGCCAUUCCAUGGGAGGAAAUAUGGUGAUAAGAGCUAUAGAAAAAUUUUACAAGGAGAUUAAGAAUCCUAAUGCAAAUUUUGUGGAUGCUUUCAUUGGUCUUUCUACCAUGCUUGAUGUUAGCCCAUACCUUGAUGUGUGGUACAAAAAAGCAGCAAGACCAUUUGAAGAGGCUAUCGCAUGGAUGGAUCCAAAAUCAAAGAGUCCAUACCAAUAUCCAUAUAACAUUGCUCUCCACUUUGAAAGAUUUGCCGAUUAUCAUACUGACCCACUUUAUUAUAGUGAUAGAUACACUAGAAAUAUGACAAUGUCUCCUUUUAGUGCAUGCAGAAGGGCUAUGAAGAAAAAAAGAACCAAGUUUUAUCCCAAAGAUUUGCCAACACUAUUUAUCCAUACUAUUGAUGAUAACCACUGUGACGUAAAGGGUCCAAGGAAGAUGGUUAAUAAGAGACUCAAGGAAAGUAAGGUUGCAAAACUCGUAGAAUGGAAGGGAUGUGGACAUCAUAUGGUUGCCAUUCAGAUUGUCCCUAUUUUGGCACCAUUGUUGGAAAAGUGGCUACAUGAACACUUUCCAGAGAUGAAUGGAGAGAGACCAUUACAGGUUCCCUCUAGUGUUACAGAGGGAGAAUCUACAGUACCCGUUCAGAAGAAACUCCGUAAUGUUGUACCUAAAGAAGUUGUUCAACAACUAGAAGGUUCUGUUUCUCCAUCUGUAGCUUCUAUGGAAGGAACUACUCUUGAUAUUUCUUCUCCGGACUCUUCCUUAUUCUCUCUAGCUGGUGAUCGGAUUCAUGGAGUGAAUCAUAGAGCUUUUGUUCCCAAGGAUGGAUCUUCUGUAGUGACUAUAGUGGACGACGGAGAUGAUACCUUUUGUUUUGAAAAGGAUGGUAGUCAAUGGAAGAAUGUGAGCAAGGGACAUUUCGAACAUAGGCUCCACUCAAUGAAGGACUCUUCUGCACCUGCUGGUGAGGAGCAUAGGGAGGAAGAAUUUGUAGUUGAGAAGAUAGAAGACUCUCCGGAAGGAGAAUCUUAUAGCUGA